Bradysia coprophila is the source of this 2673-nucleotide messenger RNA. RefSeq names its product Wnt oncogene analog 2 (gene Wnt2). Lineage: Eukaryota; Metazoa; Arthropoda; Insecta; Diptera; Sciaridae. Gene Ontology annotation, molecular function: cytokine activity; frizzled binding. The record is from RefSeq and is a predicted model, not a curated record. Gene Ontology annotation, biological process: neuron differentiation; cell fate commitment; multicellular organism development. Gene Ontology annotation, cellular component: extracellular region.
AACCGCAAUUCUAGUUCUGAUUUGUCAACUGUACCGAACGGAUCGAUUUUAUUUAUUUCGAAACGUAUAAAUGUUACGCAUAUUUUCUGUUAUAUGUCCACAAACGGCCGGAAGUUUUGUGAUUUGAUUUAUUUCUAUUUGAGAUUGCGUUGACGCUUGUACAUUUUAUUGUUCGUGAAUUGUACACUGAAUUGUAACUUAUAUGUUUCGGAUUUUUGUUUUGUUUGAUUGAAUUUUUGGUUCUGGUUUUUGGGCAAUGGAAAACAUAUCAUUUUUUUCAUUCGCGUGUACACAUAUCCGGAAGUUAUCUGUCGGAACAAUGAACAUUUCAGUUGAAGAGUUAAUAAUUUUCUGCGGCUUUAACAAUAAUUAGCCUGGAUUAAUUUUUGUUUUUGUAUAUUUCAUUGGAUACACUCAAGCACUGUGACAUCAAUUUGUGGAUAUAAAUCAUGUUUUUAAUAAUUUAAUUAAUGUGACUAUGCAAAACAAAUGGUUACUUGUUUUUCGAAUGGAUUGUGUUUAACAUGUACUGUGGAUAUGUGAAUGUUCAUUUAUGAAAAUAUAUUGCAACGAAGCCUUCAACAUUUAGGUACAAAUCAUAAAUCCUAACAUCAUUAGUGUCUUGUCACUUGACGAUUGUGUUCACAACUUAAUUCCAUUCAAAACGUAGACGAUAAUUUUUCAAAUCUAAACGGACAUCAACUAGUUUCGAUUAUCUUCUGCUAUGCUUUUUUUUGGUGAAAUAAAGAAAAAAAUAAAUUGACAAUAAAUACGCCAUUAUAUUUGAAUAUUCAUAAGUUCAGUAAAAAAUUCAAAGAAAACCCCGUUGAGAGACGAAACGUUUGAGAAGAGUCAUGACUUACCUCAUCCUCCACUGUUGAACAAUAUACAACUUUGUUUCCGAAUGAAUAACUAAACGUAGCUAAUUAGAAGAAAGUUUUUAGUUUUUUCGACUGAAAUUGUUGUUUACCUUUUGAGUGUUAUUAAAGUGAACUCUGUAGAACUAACUUGAAUGCACGCGCAAGUGUAGUGUUAUUAUAAAUAUUAAAUCAAAGUGGAAUCCACUUAGUGGAUAAUAUUCUCUUCCACCUUAAUUAAAUAUAAAAAUUUCAACGAUGAUUUCUUUGAUAAGUUCAUGAGUGGAAAUACAUGAAAACAUAUUUGUGACGAUGAUUAAUUACCUUACCAGCGUUUGAUAAAAUUUAAUUAAAUAUGAAGACUAUUCACGAAAUAUUGAUAUUUACUGGAACAUCAACAAAAGAUUUCGUUCCGAUAAAAUGUUGAAUUCUGUCUGUGCUAUAAUGUGAAAAUGAACAGAGGUGUUUUGAAGAGAAAAUGACUUAGCAAACAGGGAAAAUGACCUGUUCAAUGAGAAACAUAUCGUUUCUUUUAUGUAUAUUAUGUGCAUGGAAAAUUAGUGUAGUGUGCAGUUUUGCAUCGGUCAUUUUAUGCUCCAGAAUUCCUGGCUUAACUCCAUCCCAACGACAACUUUGCGCUGAAUCACCCGAUGCACUUGUAGCAUUAGGCGCUGGUCAUAUCCUAGGCUCACAGGAGUGUCAAUUUCAAUUUAAAGGUCAUCGAUGGAAUUGCACACAAGUUUGGAGAAAGGAUAUUUUUGGUCAUGUUGUUAUUGUAGGCUCACGUGAAGCAGCUUUCACAUACGCAAUAUCAAGCGCAGGUGCUGUACACGCGAUCACAGCAUCUUGUGCACGUGGAAAUAUCUCAUUAUGUGGUUGUGAUUCAAUGCAAAAAAUGGCAUAUCACGAACAGAAUCAAGCGUGGAAAUGGGGUGGAUGUUCAGCUGAUAUAAAUUUUGGCAUGAAAUUUGCCAGGAAAUUUCUAGAUGCACGUGAAAUUGAAGGUGAUGCUAGAAGUUUAAUGAACUUGCACAAUAAUCGUGCUGGAAGAAAGAUUGUUAAAAACCUUCUAAGAACUGAUUGCAAAUGCCAUGGUGUGUCUGGAUCGUGUGCUAUGAAAACUUGCUGGAAAAGUUUACCGCCAUUUCGGGCUAUCGGUGACGUCCUGAUGAAAAAAUACAACCGAGCACGAUAUGUACAACCCAUAAAUGAUAAAAACGGACUGAGUUUAAUUAUAAGAAAGAAAAGUAGAUCGCUCGCCAAGCCGAAAAAACCACAAAAACCGAAACGAAUGGAAAUCGUUUACUUGCAGCCAUCACCGAAUUACUGCGAAAAAGACCACAGUCUGGGCAGUUUAGGGACGGACGGACGAUACUGUAAUCGAACGGUGAAUGGUGUCAACGGAUGUGACCUGUUGUGUUGUGGUCGAGGUUACAACACCCAUCAACUGAAUCGAACGUGGCAGUGUCGAUGUAAUUUUCAAUGGUGUUGUAAUGUACAGUGUGAUGUGUGUAGUUCAAGAAUCGAGGAGUACACUUGCAAAUAAGUGGACUUGUAAUUUACAAUUUAUGACGGUGAUAAAACGUGAAUGACUACGAUAAAACGGAUUGUUGUUCGAUGAGCGUGUUGUCGAAAGUGACUCCAAAUGCAAGUGGAGCUGUAGUAAAGUUCAAUGAAAAUGGGAAAAAUGCAGGGGCAUUUUGUGUGUUAUGUGUACAGUAUUAUUUUGCGAAUUUUUAUUUUUAGAGAAGGCUUUAAAACGAGUGUGGAGUGAAGCACUCUUGUGUACAAUAAGUGAAUAAAAAAUAGUUUUAUA